Molecule: messenger RNA, 4233 nt
Organism: Macrosteles quadrilineatus (aster leafhopper)
Lineage: Eukaryota; Metazoa; Arthropoda; Insecta; Hemiptera; Cicadellidae
Product: tenascin-like
Exons: 27
Coding region: 63-4094 (1343 amino acids)
Biological process (GO): cell communication
Cellular component (GO): membrane
Molecular function (GO): protein binding
Source: RefSeq, a predicted model, not a curated record
CUUAUCUUGUUUGUGUCUGGAGGUCUGAACAAAGAAGUAAGAAGUUCUCAGUCGGCUCCACAAUGGGGUCCACUACUGUUGCUUUAAGCAUUUUUCUCACUUGUUACCUAGUUUUUGGUAGUGAGAUUCCAGAUGUGACUACAGUUUAUGAAAUAAGAAAAACUAUCUUGACUGAUAGAUAUUUCCAAGGUUUUGAACGCAUCAAUUCUGCUGAUAGUGGUUUUCCUCCCAUAGGACAUGCAUCGCCUGAGACUGAAACAUACUGUGUCAAUGCCGGCAGAGUUCACUCACGGACAAAUGCGAUUGGAUUGGGUGUCAUCAAUGAAAACAUUGAGCUACUUGAUCCCCAUUUGUUUGGAAUUCCAAAUAUAACUUGCGACGCUAAUUUUUUUAAUCAGACUUCUUGUAAUGUUUGGGACUUUAAAGAUGGAAUAUACUGGACUUCUUACUACAACGACUUCUUACUACCUGGUCAAACGCUCACAAAUGGGAAGACUUAUGCAGUAAGCAAACAAGCAAACUUUACUUUUAAUAUACAUGCAUUAAAUGAAACUGAUAUAAUUUUCAUAAGUGGUAAAGAAAGUUUGAUACAUUUGAAGAAUGUUUUUGUAGUACGAUUUAGUUCUCAAAUCAUUGAUAUUUAUUAUUCCUGCACUAAACGUAGCGACUAUGACUACCACUACAGCUACCACUACAAGCCUUAUAUGCUUAAUAUUAUGGUCUCAGAGCUUCAUGGAAACAGAGAAUUUGGCUGUGACUCAAAAACCCAAUUAGAGGUUUCUCAAAACCAUCGGUUCAUCACUUUCGACUUCACUUCCAACCAAUAUAUAUAUAUUUACACCGGUGAUGGUUAUAAAAACUCACAAGUGUUUUCCAGGGAUUUGCAAACAAUUUAUGGAACUGCUGAUAAAAUAAAUUAUUUUUUAAUAUCCACAGUACAUGUUAUGGAUAUCAAUUCAAUAAAAUAUUUAGAAUAUCCAAAAGGACUCUAUUCAACAAAACAUGUUAUGGUCAGCCCCGUUUUCACUCCAAAGUCUGAAACACUGUGUGUUGUAAUUUUUUUCCACUGUCCAACUAGUUCAGAUGAAUGUAGGUCUUCAUCGUUAAACAUAUUUGUGGAAGGAUUUCUACUAGACGAUACUUAUCUGCUUGAUCUUGUCACUGACAUAGAGAAUGGAUGGAAUACUAGAGUAAUUAAUAGCACACUUAGAAGCCUAAAUCCCAUAAAGUUGAGUAUCAAACCAUUAGGGAACUUAACUUUUGCAAGAAUUGCAAGCUGUAAUCCUGAUGGUGAAGAAGUAAUUGAACUGCCUGCAGCAACUUUGCCAUCUCAAUGUAAAGCCUCCUCAACAACCUCAACUCUACAUAGCUCAGUGAAAACAUAUACAUCUGUUGCCAGUAUAUUAGAUGUUAUCAAACCAGUUACAAACUCCACCAACAAUUGCUGGAAUGGUGGAAAGUUAACCACUGCAGGGUGUGCAUGUACUCCAGGCUUUAGUGGGACAAACUGUGAAAUUGGGUGUGGUAGGAACAGAUUUGGUCGGGACUGUGAGGGCUUUUGCUCUUACCACGAUCAAGAGUGUCGAGGACUAUUGCUGUGUAACAAUUUUACAGGAUGUCAAUGCGCUCCAGGCUACCAGGGACCCGACUGCACUCAAGCCUGCACUUUGGGUUGGUAUGGCAAUGACUGUUCUCAACAAUGCGGGCACUGCGGGGACGGCCAUUGUGACAUCUACACUGGCUAUUGUGUAUCAUGUGAAGAGGGAUACUUAGCCCCUUAUUGUAAAACAGCUUCAGUGUAUUACGGUGCCAUACCCACGGUGACCUCUCCAUCUUACAACACAAUUGUUGUUUCUUUUGAUCCUGACAAUUACAUUAGUCAAGGAGAACCUCCUCAACUCUACCAGAUUCAAUACAGAGAGAAGGGAAAUCAAUGGAAAGUGCAUACAAGUAAAGCCAUUCUUAAAUCUGGUGAACCUUCUGAUAAGGAGAAUAUAAUAUCAGAAAACAUUGAAGGUUUGAAAGCAGGCAUUUUUUACCAAGUGAGGGUUCUUCUUAUUGAUGCUUAUCUCCAGAAAUACCAAGGAAAUUUAAUUAAAAUAGCAGAGGUCCAAACAAAAUGUCAUAUUCCUUCUAUUUAUAACUAUAGUUUGGCAGCAGUUACCAACACAACAACAAUAACAAUUUCUUGGAGUUACAACGCUGAAGAUGAGAACUGGUGUCCUGUGGAAACUUACGAGGUGACGUGGAAGGAAGGAUGGAAGAGACAAGUGGCAUUCACUAAAGAGAACCAUUUCACUCUCAGCCACUUAGUACCCGGGCUAAAAAUCAAAUAUCAAGUGAGGGCUAAAACAAGGAAUGGCUUUGCCCCUUACUCACCAACUAUGAUGACAUCUGCAGUUCAAGCUGUGGUGCCUCCAGUACGAAAUCUACAUGUUGAAUCAAGUCAGAGCUCCUCAGUUGAUCUAUCUUGGGAUCCCCCAAUAGGCAGUGGUGAGAGGAAGCUGCUGUAUACUAUUUUGUAUGAGUGUGUAGACCGUCCGGCAUGUAGUCCUGGAUGCCAGAAUGUAAGUGAAGGCCAGUUGACACAAGAUGGCACCUCUAUCACCCUUAGUCCUUUGCUGCCCUUCACUAAGUACAAAGUGACAGUCAGGGCUAGCGGUGGAGCCGACUCUUCUAUUUUUGUAGGAACAACUAGAGUUGUGCCGACAGAAGCCCCCUCAGUUAGUGUUGGUACUCGAAGACCACUUAGAACCAACACAAGCGUGACAGUGUUCUGGGACCAGACUUCUGUCUGCACAGGAUAUCUCCUGGGAUACAACUACCAGCUGACCAAGGAAUCGGAAGGCUUAAAAAUUUUAGCAAGUGGUUUUACAAAGGAUACCAAUGUUAGUUUCCACAACCUAACGGCUAGCUCAGAAUACACAGUCAAAGUGUUUGUCCAUACGGUGGCAGGCUGGAACCCGCUAUCAUUCCUGGCCAUACACAUCAACACAUCCGCUACAGUUCCAGAGGCUGUGAGGAAUCUGACAAUAUACAAGAGAGGCAGAGGUAUGCUAGGGCUGAGAUGGGCUGAACCAAAGGCCAUCUAUGGACAACUCAAGUCAUUCACCGUGACACACAGUCUGGGCCCAGAUGUUCAAUCUCACAUUGUUGAGCCUGUUCACUGUGUUGUAUGGCCAGAUCUAUACUGCCAUACCCUUGAGGAGCUUAAAUCUAACAAACUAUAUACUGUUACGGUUAGUGCUCGCAAUUUGGAAGUGUUGGAGGAUGGAGAGCCAGCUACUGUGGCAGGCAUUACCAAGGAAAGUACCCCGAUGGCCCCAGUGAACCUUACACUGAUCAACAGUACGUCCACCAGUCUGGUAGUGCAAUGGGGCCAUCCAGAACUGGCUAAUGGAAUCUUAAGAUCAUUCCUAGUCAGUAUUGAGGAAACUGAGAAGUACGACCAGGACAGCUGUUGUCAGGUUUAUCCUUUAGUCGAGACAUCCGUAAAAGAGGAGACUCAGAAGUAUGAGGCUGAGGUGUCAGGACUACACCCAGCUUCAACAUACUAUGUUAGUGUGAACGCCAAAACUGUGGGUCUGGGUCCUUCCCAGUCUCUGGUAGCUUCUACAGCUCCACCAAACUUGCCUCUAACGAUCCUUCCAAGUGUCGUUGUUCCUACUGCAGACCAAACCCCUUUCGCGGUUGGAACCUCAUCCGAGAACUCUUGGUUACCUCAGGAUAAACUUCAAGAGGUCAACAACUCUCAAAUUUACACACCAUUAAUCAAGACACAUCUUAUACUAGCUGUGCUCAGCAACUCCUCAUCUAUAACUCCAUCAGAGUCUGGCAUCUCAGAUCCCAAGCUGGACUCACUCCUGCGACAGAAGAUUGGGAAACCUUUCUACUUUACAAAUGAAUUCACCCAGGAUGAAGAAGAAGAGAUUUUCUUGACAUUUGAUGUUCCAAAUGACAUAGAAUCUACUUGGGGAUAUCCAGUACCACUUCCUCGACCUGCAGAAUACAAGAUAGCAGCCACACAAGUCUUGGAGUACAAUGGAGCUUACAAUGUGGACAUUCGCUACUCACCAACAUUCUGGUUCGAUUAAACAACUGUUGGACGAAGUUUGCUAUAUCAACUGUAAAUAGAGUAUAUGGGAAAUAAAGUUUAGUUUGUUUUGGGGAAAUUGUUGUUUGAUAUUCAGUAAAAGUUAAUUAAUAAACUAUGCAAUAUUGUGUACAAAUUUA